AAAGGAACGCUCUCUUCGAUCAUCAGACUUACACUGCAAUUUUAUCCUGCCAUUACAACCGUUCCUCACCCUAAGGCCAAUUUCCCUCGCGCGAUUGGAUGAAACCCAGCCAUGAGCGCCAACUCGAUUGAGCGCACGACGCGUCUCCAUGAGCUCGACCUGCAGCAUCAACAAAACCGCCACAAAACCGAUCUCAUCAGCCGAGAUGAGGCCGCUCGCCGGCUGGAGCUCCGACUGCUGCUUCUCAAGGAUGAGAAGGUCCAGCUACAAGAGGAAUGCGCCGCGAAGGACGCAGAGAUCAAAGCUCUGUCGCAGGAUGGCGAACAGUUGCGCGUCGAGCUGAAUAGGAUCAAGGCUGGGGAUUCCUCCAAAGACGCGCAGGUGAACGGCACUGCGACCGAGAUGACUGGUCUGGCUACGCAGACCAAGUCCCCUGAAACCUGCAUGCAAGAUCUCAGCAAGGCUUUGGAUGAGAAUCUCGCCCUGACGAAAGAACUCCAGCAGCUGCGACCAGAGAUUGAGCUGUUACGGCAACAAGUGAAAAAGUAUGAGAGGAUGAUAGCCGAACAACGCGAAACCCAGCUUCAACAAGAGCAAUCUGAAAAGGAACCCGCGAAUAAGAGGCAAUCGAAAUCUGAAGGGUCGAAUGAAAAGGGCGAGGAUCUCGCGGCGCUUCGAGCAGCGUUGAAGAAGGCGACAGAAGAAUUAAACGAGGAGAAGAGACACCGGAAAACCAUGGAAUCGAACCACCAGGGGGAAAUGGACAAAUCGGAACGUCAGAAACACAGGCUGGAAGGAAAGAUCUCGACCUUGGAGGAGAAGCUGAAAGAAUCUCAGAAGGAGCUUCAGAACCUGCGGAAAGAUCUUGAGGCAUCUCGAUCAAGCGGCAAAGAAGAUGGUCCGGAGGAUGACACAACCAGCAACGCCCAAGGAGCGAGAGCGGGAUCCCGUACAAGGGGACAGUCUGCGGCGACUGAGAAGGAAAGGCUGCCUCGCAAGCACACAGCGAGGAAGCGUGCAACGGAACAAGCCAUGGUGGGGGAAAAAUCUACCUUUUCAAUCACACCGCUCCUCAACAAAACGACGGAGAGCACUGUCCUUAAGCUGCCGCUAGAUGAUGUACUUGCAUCAGCCGAAAAUGAUCCAUCACCAUUGCGGAUGGCAAACAAAUCUGAAGCCCCCGCAACAGCAACACUCAAUGUCGAGGACGAAACAACGACACCUUUGAGGCCUCGAGAGAAACUGAAUCCGAAAGCAAAGAACAAGCCAGUAGCCGAGGAAGGGGACAUAGGACAGGCGAAUCCCGAAGACAAAAAGGACGAGGCGGCGCCGAAGGCAAUACGCCCAAAGGAGACGGCUCCAUCCAAGAGGAUAAAGCUGCAUGAGCCUGUCGUCGCCGAACCACCUCCUCCUCCUGAAGCUGAGCACAGAAAGAGGAGAAGGAAACUCUUGAACAAGACUAACACCAUCCUAGAGGAAGACGAGACCGAAGAAGGUGCCCAUUCCUUGGAAGCCCAACCUGGCCGGACUAGGAAGUUCAAAUCUUCAGAGACAAGUGCUUUCAGCUCGCAGAUAGGUCUCAAGUGCCCUACAUGGCCAGGUAAACAAAGUAAAUACUACAUCUUCACGGACUCAAGCUGCAUCUCUCUUCUAAUAGUACUAUGUAGACUUCCGCUCUUCUUCAAGCCCACCCAAUUGCACCACUGGAAGGUCAUCAAAGUCCUCUAG
Molecule: messenger RNA, 1728 nt
Organism: Trichoderma reesei QM6a
Lineage: Eukaryota; Fungi; Ascomycota; Sordariomycetes; Hypocreales; Hypocreaceae
Exons: 7
Coding region: 112-1728 (538 amino acids)
Source: RefSeq, a predicted model, not a curated record